UCUUGGGGGACUAGAUUUUACCCUGAGCAACACACACAUUUUGGGUAAGGGCUGUCCCUGCUAAGUAGAUUUUCCUUUUGGAUUCAGAGUAUUCAGAACUGGAGCCAACUCAAGCCAGGUGGAAAUGUAAAAAUCCACAUCAAGAUCAACUCAAACUGAGUGAGGCCACGGCCAGCGAUGGAGAGUGAAAAGGAAAGAAAAUAACUGAGCAGGCAAAGCUCUGUUCCACGUUCUCUCUCCAGCUGCAGCCUUCCACGGGAGAGCACAGAAGGUAUUUGUACCAAAUGCUUCAUAAAGCCAGCCUGGGCACUCUUCUUUAAGGCCACAGUGCUCUACCUUCUAUCUUUGGGUUGUUUCUGGCGUCUUGGUUAUAGGAUGUAAAUAUCCCCCAUGGGAGAUGUGCAGGUCACCCACCUGACCAAGCCUGUGCUCCCUGGAAUCCCAGAGAUCAGAGGCCUCCUGGAAGGCAGAUGGUGCCAGGCCUGGAUGUCGGCUCCUCUCCCCGCAGCUAGAUCAGGUGGCGGCGGCACAGGCAGCUGGAAGGUGCCCACAGAAAGAAAUCGAGCACCAUGUUCAGAAAGAUCCACUCCAUCUUUAACUCCAGCCCGCAGAGAAAGGCGGCAGCUGAGAGCCCCUUCUACGAAGGAGCCAGCCCCACGGUGAAGCUGAUUCGAAGCAGCUCCAUGUAUGUUGUCGGGGACCACGGGGAGAAAUUCAGCGAGUCCUUAAAGAAGUACAAAAGCAGCAGCAGCAUGGACACCAGCCUGUACUACCUGCGGCAGGAAGAGGACCGGGCGUGGAUGUACUCCCGCACCCAGGACUGCCUGCAGUACCUGCAGGAGCUGCUGGCCUUGCGCAAAAAGUAUCUCAGCAGCUUCAGUGAUCUGAAGCCCCGCCGCGCGCAGGGCACCUCCUCAACCUCCUCCAAAUCCUCCAAGGGAGGGAAAAAGACCCCUCUCCAGUCUACUCCCAAAGAAAUAAAGAAAGCAACUGCAAAGAAAUACUCGCAGUUCAGCGCUGAUGUGGCCGAGGCCAUUGCUUUCUUUGACUCCAUCAUUGCAGAGCUGGAUACAGAGAGACGGCCCCGGACUGCCGAGGCCAGCCCGCCAAAUGAAGAUGUGGACUUUGAUGUGGCCACCAGCUCCCGGGAGCACAGCUUGCAUUCUAACUGGAUCCUGCGGGCGCCGCGCAGACACUCUGAGGACAUUGCUGCUCGCACUGUGCACACUGUAGACGGCCCGUUUCGAAGGAGUGCCGAGCGCAGGACCGUGGGCACUCAGAGGAGACUCGAGAGGCACCCCAUUUAUUUGCCCAAGGCUGUGGAAGGGGCCUUCAACACCUGGAAAUUUAAGCCCAAAACCUGCAAAAAAGACCUGGGGAGCUCCAGACAGAUCCUUUUCAACUUCUCAGGAGAAGAUACAGAGUGGGAUGCAGAGCUCUUUGCGUUGGAGCCCCAGGUGUCUCCUGGGGAGGACUAUUAUGAGACAGAGAACCCCAAAGGGCAGUGGCUGCUUCGAGAAAGACUCUGGGAGCGGACGGUGCCCUGACUCCAUCUGGAUUCCUUGAUGUAUCUUAGGCUGGGUCGUGGAGAAGCCGUCUCCUUUCAACACAGCAUCAGGUGUUUGGUAGAGUUGAAAACGCAACUUGUAACACAGUCAAACCCCUCAGCACACUGCCUGCUGGUGCUGCACUAGUGCCAAACAGACCCGUGGUUUCCCAGGGGACAGGUCUCAGGACACUCUCAGAGCCUGAGUUUCUCUGCGUGGGCUGGUGAGCAGGGACUUACAGCCUGCCUGGUCUUCAAGAGCUAAAGAAAUGGAAGGUCUUGAGUGGAGUGUCUCGCUCGCUCCCCUGACCUCAGCCAGCUCUACUUGGCCUGGUCCUCAUUCUCCAGGUGUCUGUCCAGGUGGCUGCUAGCGAUGUGCUCAGUACUGGAAAAAAACUCACCUGUAGAUUUCUGGGCCAAAGCUUCAAAGAGGUAGCUCCUCUUUCUAUGAGGCUCAGAGACACACUGGAUCUGCACUGAGGUUGCCUUCUUGUGUGCAGAAUGCAGGUGAGAAGCAGCUCCCUUUGCUCUCUUUCCAGAGUUUUCCAGAAAAUCCUGCUGCAUUAGGCUAAGAUGAGGCUAAUGACCUGGCAAUGGGGUGAGGGAAGGGGUAUGCUGGGGCCUGCCUGGGGACCACACUAUUUCCUCUGGCCCAAAAGCUCAGCUCCCCUUCCCGCAGGCAAUUGGCUGGUGAAGAAGGGAGAUGAGGUGAAUCUUUUUUUUUUCUACUAAUUCUUACCCAGAAAAAUCUUUUUAAGUAUCCAUGGAACCAGUUAUGACAGGCCACACCUUUCUCUUUCCCCAGUUAAGAGAACAAUCAGAAUCAUUAUAUUCUGCUGGCAUAGAAAGGAUUUCUGUAUUUCAGGAACCAUCUGAAUCAGAAUUACAUUUAAAAUAUAUUCUUUGUAUUUCUAAAUACUUUUUGCAUUUUUGCAUAUAGUUGUGCCCAUUUAAGCUUGAGAACCACUGGUGUGGAGAAUAUACUGAACUUUAUCCAUUCUUACUGCUUUUUUUUUUUGCAUUUUCUUAUAAACCAGUCUGUGGGUGUACAAGGGCCUUUGGGCAGAAGGGAAGGAGAGAGACAAAAAAAAAAAAAAAAAAAAACCAAAUCAUUUAUUUGAAUUAAGCCAAGAAUAUUCUAGGCUAAGGUCACUCGAAGAACUGAACAGAGCCUUCCUUUCCGCCAUGACUGUGGGAUGAUAUUCUUAUUGUUCCAUUUUUUAGGAAGAACCUUUUAUUUAUGUGAACCUGAUUAUAUGAAUCUAAGGCUAUGUAACUCUUAGAAGAAAAGACAGCUACUAAUUACUGGAAAUGUUUUAAUACUUCUCUUUAUUAUUGUUCAAGUGCCAAUGUCACUGUUUGGAAGGUUUCUUUCAUUUUGUUGCUUGUACUAACCCAACUAUAGCCAGAAGCUUGAUUGGAAAAUAAACAUUUAGGAGAUUUGUUUUAUAAACUGCAUUAAAGCCCUGUCGUUUACCACCAUAGAUCUUUCUUUUCUCCAAAUGUGGCCUUGUUUGAAGCCUCAUCUAGAAAAGUUCACUGUUGGGGAUAAAAUCAGGAUAAAAGUGUCUUUACUCUGCCUCUUAUCUAACUACAGUUUAUCAUAGAUACACCCUGAAAUUACGUGGUGAAGACACUGUGUACAGUUUGUCUUUACAGAUAAGAAAAAAUAAACAUGACUGAGAGGAUGUUUCAGUCCUGAUUUUUUUAAAGCAUUCAUUGCUUAUGGGACCUGAAGCUGUGCCAUCUUAUUUUGCUUUGUUUUGUAUUUUUUUUUUUUUUUGUCUUUCAAGAGAUUAUACAUAGAGAGCAUGAAAAAUUCCAUGAUUGGGAAAGAGAAGGGUAUCUUGUCUUUGGGGAUAAUUUUUAGGUGUUUGAAGUUGGUGAUAAACCGAAGGAUCUGGGCUCUGCCUGGGGAAUCUUGAGAUGGUGUCUGCUGGGGUUUGAGAUAGAUCAAAUCUGAAACAAUAAAAGUCAGUUCAGAAAACCCA
Molecule: messenger RNA, 3537 nt
Organism: Callithrix jacchus (white-tufted-ear marmoset)
Lineage: Eukaryota; Metazoa; Chordata; Mammalia; Primates; Cebidae
Gene: C1H13orf42
Product: chromosome 1 C13orf42 homolog
Source: RefSeq, a predicted model, not a curated record